UGUCUGUUUCUCGGAUAUAUUUUAAGAAGGCGAAGUUCGGUCUACUUGCGAGUUGCGAAUGGUGGUUGGCCUGUCACCGUUGGUUGCGUUAACAUCAGGUAAAAAUGUAUAAGGCAAGGACAGUAAUUAGUACAUUGGCCCCGCUUGCGCCACGCAUGUGCGGGCCUGAAAGGUUUGCAUCAUGGUUGGUGCGGCACCAUCCCCUGACUAGGACCACACAGGCGAUGGUUUCGGAACCAAUCAGGAAAUACACCAACCGUGUAGCAACAGAACCUUUCCUGAAUGGCAGUUCCAGUUCUUACGUAGAAGAAAUGUAUAAUGCGUGGUUACAAGAUCCCCAGAGUGUACAUGUGUCGUGGGAUGCAUUUUUUCGUAGCAGCACCGCUGGGGCUGGACCAGGUCUUGCGUAUCAGGCUCCACCCUCCCUUGCUCCAAGUCAUAACCAAAUACCAUUGGGAGCGUUGUUACCACUCGGUAGUGGCGGAUCUCAAUUGAGCCAGAUACCCGUUAAUGAGAAAAUAAUUGAUGACCAUCUGGCUGUUCAAGCUAUUAUUCGAUCUUACCAGAUCCGUGGCCAUCAUAUCGCUAAAUUGGACCCACUCGGCAUCAGCAGCGCUGAUCUUGAUGAUAGACAUCCACAAGAGUUGCUCUAUAGUCAUUAUUCAUUUGGAAACAGAGCACGUACUACUUACUCGCAGGAACUUCAAUACCGAGUAGCUGCACUUAUGAAACAGGAUUCGGACAUGGAUCGUAUUUUCAAAUUGCCGUCCACCACUUUUAUCGGCGGCAAAGAAAAGUCGUUGCCGCUUCGUGAAAUUUUGAAACGAUUGGAGGCCACCUACUGCGGCCACAUCGGCGUCGAAUUCAUGUUCAUCAAUUCCCUGGAGCAGUGCAAUUGGAUUCGUCAGAAAAUGGAGACACCCGGUAUCAUGGAAAUGACAAACGACGAGAGGAGACUUAUUUUGGCCAGAUUAACUCGCGCCACCGGAUUCGAGGCGUUCCUCGCGCGCAAGUGGUCGUCCGAGAAGAGGUUCGGAUUGGAAGGAUGUGAAAUUCUGAUACCCGCCAUGAAGCAAGUAAUUGAUAAAUCUACCGAAUUAGGCGUCGAAUCCAUCGUUAUGGGUAUGCCUCAUCGUGGUCGUCUGAACGUUCUCGCCAACGUUUGUCGUAAACCUUUGAGUCAAAUAUUCACGCAGUUCGCGGGUCUCGAAGCAGCCGACGAUGGUUCUGGCGAUGUCAAAUAUCACUUGGGAACAUACAUCGAACGUCUUAACCGUGUAACGAACAAGAACAUUCGUUUGGCCGUUGUUGCGAAUCCAUCUCAUUUGGAGGCCGUUGAUCCGGUAGUACAGGGAAAGACUCGUGCCGAACAAUUCUAUCGAGGCGAUGGCGAAGGAAAGAAGGUAAUGUCCAUUCUUUUGCACGGUGACGCCGCGUUCUGUGGACAAGGUAUUGUUUUCGAAACUAUGCACUUGUCCGACUUGCCCGACUAUACGACACAUGGUACCGUUCACAUUGUUGUGAACAACCAAAUUGGAUUUACCACCGAUCCUAGGCAUUCACGGUCUUCUCCGUACUGUACCGAUGUUGCGAGAGUAGUCAACGCGCCCAUUUUCCACGUUAAUUCCGACGACCCGGAAGCGGUGAUGCACGUUUGCAAAGUGGCUGCGGAAUGGAGAGCAACUUUCCACAAGGAUGUCGUUAUCGAUAUCGUAUCCUACAGGCGAAACGGUCACAAUGAAAUCGACGAGCCGAUGUUCACGCAACCUCUAAUGUACCGUAAAAUCAAGAAAACUCCACCAGCUUUGGACAAAUAUGCCAACUCCCUUAUCACCGACAGCGUUGUAACGUCCGAAGAAGUUAAGGACGUAAAAGAUAAGUACGAGAAGAUCUGCGAGGAAGCAUACACCAAUGCUAAGCAAGAGACGCACAUUAAGUAUAAGGACUGGUUGGAUUCUCCGUGGUCUGGUUUCUUUGAAGGCAAAGACCCGUUGAAAGUGUCUCCUACCGGCAUCAAAGAAGAUACGCUUGUUCACAUUGGAAAGAAAUUCUCGUCGCCGCCUCCUAAUGCCGCCGAGUUUGUUGUUCACAAAGGUAUCGAACGUAUUCUGAAAUCUCGUAUGGAAAUGAUCGAGGCUCGAACAGUCGAUUGGGCUCUCGGCGAAGCUAUGGUUUUCGGUUCUCUUCUCAAAGAGGGCAUUCACGUUAGAUUGUCGGGUCAAGACGUGGAGAGAGGAACAUUCUCGCACAGGCAUCACGUGCUUCAUCAUCAAACUGUGGAUAAGGCUACUUACAAGCCGUUGUGCAACCUUUAUCCAGACCAAGCUCCGUAUACCGUGUGCAAUAGUUCUUUGUCGGAGUUUGGCGUGCUUGGAUUCGAAUUAGGUUAUUCCAUGACGAAUCCCAACGCGUUGGUGUGCUGGGAGGCCCAGUUUGGCGAUUUCAACAACACGGCGCAAUGUAUAAUCGAUCAGUUUAUCAGCAGCGGUCAAGCUAAAUGGGUUCGCCAAUCGGGUCUUGUCAUGUUGCAACCUCACGGGCUUGAAGGGAUGGGUCCGGAACACUCGAGUGCUCGACUGGAACGUUUCCUCCAAAUGUCCGCUGACGACCCAGACUAUUUCCCCCCGGAAAGCGAGGAGUUCGCUGUACGCCAGUUGCACGACAUCAACUGGAUCGUGGCUAAUUGCAGCACGCCCGCGAAUUACUUCCACAUUCUGAGGAGACAGAUCGCGCUACCGUUCAGGAAACCUUUGAUCUUGAUGACACCGAAGUCGUUGCUUCGUCACCCGGAAGCCAAGUCCAGCUUCGACCUGAUGAAGGAGGACACGGAGUUCCUCAGAGUGAUACCGGAGGAAGGCAAAGCUGCUCAAAAUCCCAGUAACGUUAAACGGGUGGUGUUCUGCUCCGGAAAAGUCUUCUACGAUUUGAAGAAAGCGCGCGCGGAGAAGCAACUGGACGACAAAGUCGCUAUUGCCAGAGUUGAACAGAUUACACCUUUCCCGUACGAUCUGGUUAAGAAGGAAGCUGCAAAAUACCCCAACGCGGACCUCAUAUGGUCGCAGGAGGAGCAUAAAAACCAGGGUGCGUGGUCGUACGUUCAGCCCAGAUUCCACACAGCCCUAAACGGAACACGCGCUGUGACCGGCGGAAGUACGUCAUGCAAGAGUGACGGAGGGUGGUUAAGUGGUUGGUUUUCAUCGUCUAAACCGACGACGACAACUCCAUCCGACCCGCAAUCAGUAGAGUCUGAUAAACCCACACAGAGAACAGUGAGGUACGUUGGCCGUCCUACAGGAGCCUCGCCCGCGACAGGAAGCAAAAUGCAGCAUCUCAAAGAACUGAAACAGUUGCUUGACGAUUCUUUCGCUAUUUAAUUACUCUUCGUAACAUUGUGUAGAACACACAUUUUAUUUAUUUAUUCGCAUUAAAGUUGUUAUAUUAC
Colletes gigas is the source of this 3442-nucleotide messenger RNA. It is a transcript of the gene Nc73EF, whose product is annotated as 2-oxoglutarate dehydrogenase, mitochondrial. The transcript is spliced from 17 exons. Gene Ontology annotation, cellular component: mitochondrion; oxoglutarate dehydrogenase complex. Bases 105 to 3374 code for a protein of 1089 amino acids. The record is from RefSeq and is a predicted model, not a curated record. Gene Ontology annotation, molecular function: thiamine pyrophosphate binding; oxoglutarate dehydrogenase (succinyl-transferring) activity. Gene Ontology annotation, biological process: tricarboxylic acid cycle. NCBI's taxonomy places the organism in Eukaryota, Metazoa, Arthropoda, Insecta, Hymenoptera, Colletidae.